This is a messenger RNA of Paramuricea clavata, 8040 nucleotides long. The record is from the annotation of a GenBank genome assembly. Lineage: Eukaryota; Metazoa; Cnidaria; Anthozoa; Malacalcyonacea; Plexauridae.
GUCAUUUCCGGUUGCUCGUCCUUAAUCCUGAUUGAAAUUGACUUCCGGUAAAACAAGCAGCCGGCUGUGUCUGUGCACUAAAUCUUCGAGUACACUUAGAAUUUGUGGCUCUCCCUUCAUAACACCGACUGGGAGAAACAUUUACUUUAUGGAAAGUUAUUCGAUUAGCAUUGGAGCAAGAAUAUCCGAUGCAAAGGGACGACCUUGGUUUUGCCAUGUAGUAAAUAUAAAUAGUCCACGGGAACAUUAAAAUGUUAUUCAAAGUUAACAUUUAACAGAUUGUUGUAUUUCGCAUCGUAAAACAUGCUUAUCAAAGAAUAUCGCAUCCCUUUGCCUUUGAGCGUGGAGGAGUAUAGAAUUGCUCAGCUGUAUAUGAUUCAGGUAGGAGGGUAAUAUCUCAGGGAUAUUACACCGUCGAACGAAUCCUCAUGGGAUUAAUACUGUAACUAUAUAAUUCUUUUUAAAUAUUAACCUGGUAUUAAUAUGCUUCCCUGGGGAUUUUUGUUGAUCUCUGGUGUGUUGUUGUAAAGUAAUUGAAAAUUUGUUAAGAAUUUUUCGAAUAUUUUGUUCUUGAAUAUGUGUUGUACUGUAGUAUUGCUCGUAAUAUUAUUUAAAAUUAUUCCUGUCAGCUUAUGUCUAUCAAUUGUACAGUAACUGGUUUUCAAAACUAUAAUAUCAAAGGCAAAUGCGGUCAAUUUUGCUAAUAAGGCAUAUAUGCAAUCUGAAGACUUAGAAUACUGCGAGAGACCACAACCAGACACAAACAUCCACAUAUUAGCGUUUUCAUAUCAUCUGUUUUGUCGCCAAAAACAAAUAUGCUCGUCGAUGAAUGAGCUGUUUAUCAGACAGACAGACAGACAAACAGCAACGUCGCGAUAUUCACUUCAAGAAAGCUUUUAAGGAAGUUUUUUUUUAGCAAAGACAAUUUAAUAUAAGUCUUAGCACAUUUUAAUAAAGAUACGACAAAGUUUUUGAUCAGUUUCGCGCCAAACCGCGCCAAAUUUUGCAACAUUAGGGUGUUAUUCUAAUAUGUCUAAUAUGCUACAUUCUACAAGUUCGUCACAUAAACAUUGUUGUGCUAGUGUCUAAUGUCAGGAGAGUGGCUUGAGUCUCGACAUUAAAGUUUAAAUGCACUCGCUUUUGGUGAAUUAUCAUUACAAUGGAGUCCGAAAAUAUAUUAAAGCACUUGAAAAUGAAAGCGAUGCACGGAAAACAUGCUUUGUUAACGAGCCAAUUGCAUGUAUUGAGGUACAUUUUCCUUGCCCCCAACUUUCAAACUUUAUAUAUCAAUGUUAACGUCGCUAAACCGUCAUCAACGUUAUGCAGUUUAUUUGUGCACAGUCUACAUACGGGUUUAUAUUGUCUUUCAUGCUAACUUUUGAUAACGAGCUCAUAUACAGCAGCUGUACUUUUACAAUUUGCAAAUUAAAUAGGAAUUGAAGACCAUUAACGCUUUAAUAGUAGCCGCAUAAAAUAUUUCAAUAUUCGCUGUGACAAGUGUCACAUGUCAUUUAGCACUAAACUCUUUAUGAAACCAGGAAAGUAUAACAGUGACAUAUCUGCAACAGUUACACCAGCUGCUCAGUACAACUACUCGUGCCUUCCACCUCAAAAUUUGAGCUCAUACUGUCAUACAUAAGGCUGUUCUCUGCAUGAUCACAGUAGGAAUUUUGCAUAUAGGUAAAUUAUAAGUUUUGAAGGAUUUGUAAGAAAUGUUUGAGGGAAAUGAAAUGAAGCAAAAUUGAGUCAGCUAGUUCCCUCAAACAUUUCUUACAAAUCCUUCAAAAACUUACCUAUGCAAAGUUCCUACUGUGAUGACAGAAGCUUUGAUAGUGUAGACCAGCCAAUAAAUGCAUAACCCAGCUGGUGUGUCCCAUUCUGCCUCUUACUUCUUCUCUGACUUAUGCCAGAUGAUUUUACUUGGCAUAGAGAGAUUGCAUGUUAACUUAUAAUGCUCAACACUUGUCUCUCAGUGAGUAGAAAACAUGUAGGAAAAAACUUGUUACAACCUUGUUACACAGCUAUCAGUCAAAGGUUUUUGAACAUUAUUGGUGGAGGGGGUUGCCCCCUCCCUAUGAAAUCGGUGAAGAGCAUUUUGGCCUGAGAGGUAUUUCAAUAAUUACAGAAAAAGAGUCGUCUUGACAGCACUGGUGAAGGGAGUGGUGUUGAGAUCAUCGAGAACCGGCCAUAUACAAAUGGUCCAGGAGGUUCUGGCCAGUAUACCAAGAAAAUUUACCACAUUGGUAACCAUAUACCUGGGUGGUUGAAAGCAAUAGUACCAAAAUCUGCCCUCCAGGUGAUCGAAGAGGCAUGGAAUGCUUAUCCUUAUACCAAGAUGAAGACCACCUGUCCGUUUGUUGAUAAGUUUUAUGUCGAUGUCGAGACAACAUACUUGCCUGAUGGAGGAUCUACGGUGUGAUAUCUUUUUUCUUCAUAUUAUGAGUAAUUGGAUUUGCACUUCAGUCCUCUGUGAGUUAGGCCUGUUUUCCACUUUGUUUGUAUGAAGUGACCAAGUGACUCUUUCCUUUGUUGGAAUCACUUAUCACGUCAGCAAAAGCAAUCAGGAAAAAAGAAAAAGUCACUUUGUGCAAACAAAUUUGCCUAAUAGAAAACCGGCUUUAGCACACCGGCCUUAACACACCUUAUAUCCGGGCCCUCAGCCAGACUCGGUCCAACAGUUUAAUUGUCACUGUAUAAUUGUCAUAGACUAUUAAAUGUUUUUUAUCCUUUAGGAAAAUGUUUUCAAAUUGUCCCCUGCACAGCUUAGGAACCAGACAGUUGGUAAUGAUUCGCUUAAAAAUAAUGUUCAAUCAAUUUUUGCACAACAUUCAUCAACCUCAAGAACUAAUGAAACUAUUAUUUUUACAAUUUUCAUUCCCGCAACUGUUUAGAUUUAAUUGAUCCAGUGAAGGAUCCCGUCCCGAGCAGUCAAUAUUCCGAGGAAGAGGACCCGUUGUUGUACGUUUCUAAGAAAACGGGCCGAGGACCGCUAACUCCUGAUUGGCUGAAUCAACCACAACAAUCAGUCAUGUGUGCUUAUAAAAAGAUCACAGUUGAAUUUAGGUAUUGGGGAAUGCAGGUACAUUGUUUACUGUAUAAACAAUCAUUUUAGAAUGUGAAAACAUGGCCUAACUUUGUACUGGGUAGUUCUUUACUGUUUUUAUAGAGCUCCAGUAAAGGUUACAUUCAUACAUACAUUCAUCUCUAAUUUACAGUGCUUAUUUUCGUUCUAUUGCUAUAUUUACAAAAAGUUUAAAUUUACUAAAAUGUGCAUUUAAAUUUACAUUUAUCCUGUAUUAGUCAAGUGUUGUCUUAAAUUUACAUUUAUCGUGUAUUAGUCAUUAUAUAGUGGGUUAUUCUGCAUUAGUCAAGUGUUACUUUGAUCCAAGAGGAAAUCUAUUUAUACUGGAUAGCUCUGUCUUGAAUUUGCUGAUACAUGGCCUUGAAUGUCCUUAAAAAGUCCUUGAAUUCGACUCUUUUUGACAUGUAAAAACCCUGCCAUUAGUUUGCGGUUGUUUCCAAAGGCAUGGAUGAGUAUGACCUUGUAUUAACGUCUUAGGGUAAAAUUGAGCAAUUUAUUCACGACGGUCUACGAAAGCCGAUGCUAAUGGGUCACCGUCAAGCGUGGGUGUGGCAAGAUGAAUGGUAUGGUCUGACGAUCAGUGAUAUCCGCGAACUGGAGAAAGAAACACAGCGAAUGCUAGCGAAGAAAAUGGAGAACGUUUCGAAUCCAAAUUUAAGCAGUAUGUCAAACGAGGAUGAUGAAGGAACAUUAAAACGCCGUCCAUUAAUCAAUUCGAACGGACGUGGUUCGACUAUUGAGCUGUUGUCACAAGAGUCGAUGGAAGCAAGCACUGUCGAGCAAGAUGAAAGAAAGUCUGAUAUCACGUGGAGUAUCGGAAGCUUUAACAGCAGUGACACUGAUGAUGAGUUUUUUGACGCUGAAGGUAAGUAAGAAUGACCUUUAAGAAAGGUAGAAUGCCACUCCACAGGGCUUUCAAAAUAAGCCAGGUGGGGUUGAACACUUUAUAAGCUCUUGUGUCAUUUCAUUUCUUACAGAUAAUUUCAACAGUGAGUCUUCAAGCGAAGAAAACAAUGAAUUAUUUCUCUCUGUAUCGAAAGAUCUCGAUCGAAACUCUCACUCUGGUGGGAGUGUGGAUUCACUCGACUCCGAUGCAGUAAGUUUCAAAUAUGAAGUCAUAUUUUAGAUGAAACUAUAUACUCGAUCGGCAGUUUUAAACUGUUCUCCCUAGAGGUCCAGUAAGGGUCAUCCUUUAUCAGUCCAAUGCUCAAUCGGUAGAUGGCACCGUGGAGAAAUUAUGAUCACACAGUAGGUGAUUCCAGCUAUAUAGACUAAAUUUUGAUCAAGCCAGGCAAGAAGAACAAAAUCCAACCACUGAAUCCAACAUCACAGCUAGAAAGAGCGUCUUAGAAUGAGUAAAACUGCAAAGAUUGGUUGCUAAAUGUUGUAAAAUGAAGAAAAUAUAGCCCUGUGAAGUUCGCAAAUUUUGUAUCAAUAUUUGUAUUACUCGCGGUAAAAAUAACCACUUUCGGCUCAAAAAUGAUUAUUUUUCCCGCGCGUCAUGCAAAUAUAUACAAAAUUUGCAAACUUGACAGGGCUACAUUUUCCUCAUUUUACAACAAUUCCUAACGAAACCUUGCAAUUUUACUUACUUUAAGAUGCUCUUUCCAGCUAUGGUAAUGGAUUUCGUUGUUCUUGUCUAGAUUAUACAAUUACUUUAUGGUUUCCGCGUUUGGAUGGCCUGAUCCAAACACGCGGGAAUGUUGCAAGAGUUAAGAAAAGCGAGCGAAACACGAGCCGAAGGCGAGUGAUCUUGCCCGCUUUUCUUAACUCGAGCAACAUUCCCAAGUGUUUGGAUCAGUCCAUCCAAACACGGAAACCAUAAAGUAAUUGUUUUAUAAAAUAACAACAACACGGUAGUCUUCCGUGUUUGGAUGGCCUGAUCCAAACACGGCUUUCGCCAAUCAGAAUACGCGUUAUAUACAUGUUAUUUUAUAACAAAAUUUCGUCUGCAGCUGGAGUAAUCCAUUGCAUAUUGCAAGAAUCGAAUCACAGCCAAAGAGGUAAAACUAUAUAUAUUGUCCAUAUCUCGACAUCAUUUCUUAAUUUUAAUCAGUCCUCCCAGGAUACAAACGAACGCCGAUUUAAAAAGAUACCCGUACGAAAAACCGUCAGUGCAAGCAGUUCGAUCUCGACAGCCUCAUCGUCAACCUCAACUUGUCGUGUUAGAGUGCUUCUGCUUAUCGUACACGGAGGAAACCCGCUGGAGCCCACGCCCGACAUCAAGUCCAAAGAAAAUGACUGCGAGAGACUGAGGCGAGAGUUUCAGAACGUCAUGGAGAAUCAUUAUAAGGAGGGUCUGGAACGUAUCGCGUUCCGGUUGGUCGAAUGUCCUCACGUGUUUAAAGAUGUUUUACCAGCGUUGAAGGAUAUCACUCCGCAGAUGACGGACGAGCGUACAGGAGGUGAGUUCUUGGAAAUUUGUAUACAUACUGCUUUCUGAUUGGCUACGCAUGGACCCAUAAUCAAGUUCUAUUGGUUGAUAUCAAUAUAACAGAGCGCCUGAUGGUCACUAACUUCAGAAAUGAUAUUUUUGUGUGUUGGUGUUGUGUACUCAGGUGAAUAUGAUGUUUGUGCGAUGGGUAUCGAACCCGCGACCUUUGGGAUACUAUAGAUUCUCACCGUGGUCAGGUAAACUUUUCAGCUUGCCCGGUGUGGAUGCACACUCAGAGUAACAUCACAAACAUUCAGAAAUUUUGACAUUACAGAAGCAAGAGAAUUAUACAUCUCAAGCUUGUAACUACUCCAUACAAUGAAAACAAUUACCAUCAUUUUCUCACUCUGAUAACUGCAGGUUGAUCACCAUCUGCUGCACGAUAUGCUUAGUGAAAUCCAUGUAUCGUUAUUUUAAUAUUAGACUCUCAGCCAUGUCUAGCUUCAUUCAAUUUUCCUGUGUCGUCGCUCUCAAUUCUGGCUGCAUGUUCCAGCAAUUUCUCAGAAAUGGUUGAUGCGACCAUUACCAGAGCGAAUACAGUCUAUCGAGAGUUUGUAAAUUCUGAAACUGGAGCUGGUUUUAAUGGCGAGGUGAGUUUGCGCAAUAGUGUUGUUGUGACUGUUGUCGUUGACAUGUUGCUGUUCUAGUUGUUGUGACUGUUGUCGUUGACAUGGUAUUGUUGUGACUGUUGUUUGUGUAGUUGCUGUGACUCUGUUGCUGUUGUAGUCGUUGUGACUGUUGUUGUUGACAUGUUGUUGUUGUCAUGUUGUUGACAUGUUGUUGUUGACAUGUUGUUGUUGACAUGUUGUUGUUGACGUGUUGCUGUUGACGUGUUGUUGUUGACGUGUUGUUGUUGACAUGUUGCUGUUGACAUGUUGCUGUUGACAUGUUGUUGUUGACAUGUUGUUGUUGACAUGUUGUUGUUGACAUGUUGUUGUUGACAUGUUGCUGUUGACAUGUUGCUGUUGACAUGUUGUUAUUGACAUGUUGUUGUUGACAUGUUGUUGUUGACAGGUUGUUGUUGUUGCUGUAGUCGUUGUGACUGUUGUUGUUGACAUGUUAUUGUUGUUGCUGUAGUCGUUGUGACUGUUGUUGUUAGCAUGUUGUUGUUGCUGUUGUUGUUGCUGCUGUUGUAGUUGUUGUAGCAUUAUAUACUAUACAACGUCCCACAAUAUGUUUGUUUAGGUAUGUAUAGUGGGCGACUGUGUCGGUGCGUUGCUAGCGUAUGAAGCGAUGUGCCAAGAAAAUUGGAGCAUUGGUAGCUUCGAAACAAACCCGUCCAAUCCUGUCAGCCCUAUCUCAAAACAGGACAAACAUUUUGACAGUAAAUUGAGUGUAAGCGAUCAUUCUAUGAGAAAGUUACGUCUAAGUAGCAGUGACAUAAACAUUCGUGAUCCACAAUAUGACCCCGACAUGGACUUCCCUAAGAGAGCAUAUAGCAUAGGAAGCAGGAAGAGCGCCUCCGUAGAGGACGGUUUGGAUGAAACGUAUGCGGUAUGCAUUCCGUACAAAGUUAAGAAACUUGAAUUUGAUGUGUCCAAGUUUUUUGCCUUCGGUUCUCCUAUUGGCUUGGUUCUGCUACAGAAGAGGCUCUCUGCGUUUUCUGAUAAAAUGAGUAAGUGUUUGUAUUCAAAUUUAACAAGUGGUUAGCGCAUCCGUGCCAUUCCUACAAUAUGCGGUUGUUUGAUUAUAAUUUCACCCCAGUCGCCAUGUGAGAAGAGUACACGUCCAGUUUGACCUUUAGGGAGAACAGUUUAGAACUGAUAGAGCUAUUCACUAUGACAAAAGUUAGAUUAGUUUGGAAUAACAUACUGUAGCAUGGUCAUAUAUCAUACCUUUCAAUUUAUCUUGCAUUGAUCACUUUAGGUGCACCGGUGAAACCAGCCUGCGGUCAGGUGUACAACUUAUUCCAUCCCUUCGAACCUCUCUCAGCCCGCAUUGAACCACUCAUUCUGUCCCAGUUCUCUCAAGUAUCGUCCGUGAACGUGCCCCGUUAUCAAAAAUUCCCACGAGGUGAUGGCGUGUGCAGUGACGUCACGGCCGUGAUUGGCGGAAGACCGGAAUUAUUUCGGGAAAAGCCAAGACAAGGCGAGAAGACUAAAGUGGGAAGAACUUUCAGUAAUAUGAGUACAUGUAGUACUGUGUCUUUGGAGCAACUGGAUUUCUCUGUCUCAGAUGCAGUGAGGGAAGGUUAGGGAUAUACAAUGGCAAUGAUGAUGGUUGAUGGGUACUAGGGUCAUUUUAGGAUCACAGCACUUAUCAGUUCUAAACUGCUCUCCUUAAGGCCCAUUUCGACUCUAGAAAAUUUUCCUCGGAAAGAAAAAUUUGUAAAAUGUGAUCCACCAUAUUUUCUCAUGUACUCUCCCAUUCUCUAGGUGUGCAGAAUUGGUGGGGAAACGAACGAAUCGACUACGCUUUAUAUUGUCCAAAAAGUCUACAACAACUACCGCUGUCAGUUUUGUGCCCGCUGUCGCACAUCAGCUACUGGGAGUCGAAAGAUGUUGUCGCGUUUAUGGUUCGUCAG